Molecule: messenger RNA, 2771 nt
Organism: Antechinus flavipes (yellow-footed antechinus)
Lineage: Eukaryota; Metazoa; Chordata; Mammalia; Dasyuromorphia; Dasyuridae
Gene: SH2D3A
Product: SH2 domain containing 3A
Exons: 10
Coding region: 158-2053 (631 amino acids)
Biological process (GO): positive regulation of peptidyl-serine phosphorylation; small GTPase-mediated signal transduction
Molecular function (GO): guanyl-nucleotide exchange factor activity
Source: RefSeq, a predicted model, not a curated record
UUCUUCUUUGGAAGGGCAGCGCCUGACUUAAACCUCUGCAGGUGAGGGGGGUUCUGGGCACAGGUUGGGGCCGUAGGUGAUGCCGGCCCAGGUGCAGAACUGAGGCGCUCGGACUUGAAACAGCUGCACCUGACUUGAGCCCCUCCAGGAGCUGCGGAUGGAAAAGGGAGAGGAGCCUUUGGACCCUGAGAAAGAGUUGGUUGAGCAGAUCUGGUACCAUGGAGGACUGUCUGAAAAGGAAGCAGAAGCCCUGCUGCUGGCGGACGGGGACUUCCUGGUAUGGGCUUCCCCCUCUGCCUUGGCCUCCGGCUCCAGCCCCCUGGUGCUGUCCUGCUGCUGGGGCGGCCGAGCCCUCCACCUGGAGGUGGUGCGGAUCCAGCUGCGCCCUCGCCCCGGCAGGCCUCGGGCGCUCUUCCAGCUGGAAGGCGAGCGCUUCCCCAGCGUGCCCGCCCUGGUAAACUGUUACGUGACCACGCAGCGUCCCUUGUCCCAGGCUUCAGGGGCCGUGGCCUCUCGCCCUGUAGCCCGCCGCGGACCUCCACAUCCAGUGACCUCCGGCAAGCCCCACCACCGGCGGAGCCUGAGCGGGGACGGCUGCAGUGAUGGUGCACGCCAGGCCUUCAGGGACCUGCUCAGGACCAAGGAGCUCAGUGGUAGCCAGCCAGCCAGCCUAGAUAUCCUGGGGCAUAAGGGAGGCCCUCCUAAGGAUAGCAAAGGCCCAGAUGAGCUCCAGAUGGCCAAAGUGGUACCUCCUGUUUCCCCCCUUUUCCGUACUGGCAGUGAUCCUGUAUUGCGCAGGGCCCAGUACCUGAGCAGGGGCAUCCCACAGUGGGGUUCAGAUGGGCAGCUGCAUCCCAAGGUGCCACCCAAACCUCCACGGGCACCUUCUGUAAUGUUGCCUGAACACUCCGGGACUCCCACUUCCUCUGAGCUGGUGCCCCAGGAGAUGCUCCACCUGGAAGGGAAGGCAAGGCAAGGGGAGGAAGCUGGAAGCAGGGAGGAGGCCGGACAUGGACCCAGAGACAGACCAGAGCCAGAGGCCUCACACGCCCACCUCAGCCACAAACAAGGUGCACAGGAGAUCCCUUGGUGGGAAGAGCAGGAGGAAGAAGAGGCUGAAGAUUUUGUGAGACCCCGAGGAGGAAUUCCCACUGCCCUUCAGCCCCAAGCCUUUUCUUCCUGCUUGCUGGGCCCUGAGAACCGACCCUUGGAGCCCGGUACCCUUCAGACCCUUCGCGCCUUGUUCUUGCAGCAUGAUGUGAGCACCGUAGCCCAACACCUGCUUCUCACCGACUGCCAGGCAGUCCAGGUUUUGGGUGUGACUCGAGCUCAGCGCCAGGCAAUGGGUGUCCCCUCGGGGCUGGAACUCCUCACGCUACCUCAUGGUCACCAGCUUCGGCUUAACCUAUUGGAGAGGCACGAGGCCUUGGCCCUGGCUGCGGCCAUAGCUGUGGUGGGAUGCUCGGGGCCAGUGGCCGAACGCGCGGCCACCCUGCUCGGCCUUAUCCAGCUGGCGCUGGCCCUCCGGGCCCCCGGGGGCACAGGAGAUCUGUUUGCGCUCUCCUCAGUGAUGACGGCCUUGCAGCUGCCCCAGAUCACCCGGCUAGAGCAGACAUGGCGCCUCCUCCGGCAGAACCACACGGAGGCUGCGCUGGCCUUUGAGAAGGAGCUCAAGCCCUUUGUCCGGGCCCUGGAUGAGGGGACUGGGAUGGGCCGGCCUGGGGAGGUGGCCCUGCCUCACAUAGUGCCCGUGGCCCGGCUGCUGGAGGGGGCCCAGCUGUGGGGGUCCGACGAGGAGAGCUGCGAGCGGCUGCUGUGGACGCUGCAGGGAGCCCGCGCCGUGGCCGACAACGCCUCCCACUAUCGAGAGGUGGCCAGGGCCAAGCUGAAGGGUUUCCAGCCCACCCCAGAGCUGUAUGAAGCCUUCCAGACUGAGUUUGCCCUGAGGCUCCUCUGGGGCAGCCGGGGUGCUGGCGUGGGACCGGAGGAACGGCACAAGAAGUUCCACCUUGUUCUCAGUGCUCUCUCCCGGAGGCUGGAACCCGAGGGCUGAAGUCACCUGGGUUGGCCGGAACUCCCCUUGGACCACAAGCCUCCUGGGAAGAUGGAAGUCUUCUGCCCCUGCUCCCCAGUCUGACUAAUGCUAGCUGGGCCGGUGUGAGCCCUGCCCCCCUGGCCCACACCUGGAGAAGUGAGGGCCUCCAGAGCAAGGGACAACAAUUGAGCCCUCAUUCCCAGUUCCUCUCCCCGCUCCUGGGACCUGGAAGUGCCCCCGGCCUCUCGCUGCCCUUCCAGAACCUGAGAGGCUUCUGGGAGAGGCAUUCACUACCUCGCAGAAGUUGUUGCUGCCCCUUAAGUCGGAUCUGCUGCUUUGGAUCAGCUCUUCACCCGAAGCAAACCUUGUUUUCCUUCCACUGGGGGAAGGGGACAUUGCUAGGAGCCUCCCCGCCCCCCCCCCCCAUCCCCUCUUGGAUAAGCUCCUUAUGCUCACAAAGUGGGAACUUGCCAUAUCCCUUCCCACAAGUCACAGGGAUCAGAUCAAUAAUGUCUGAGGCACGCGCAGACCCAGAUGGGACACGGAGGCUCCCUUCCAGGGCUGCAGAGCUAGGGUGGGCAGGGGAAGGGACAGAGGAGGCCUUUGUGGUGGCCCCGCUGUGGGGACAGGUGGGUGAGGACACAGUGGGCUGGGGGAGGGUCCGGUGACACAGGCCGCCCACCCAAACCCUAAAUAAAGCUCCAAGUCAGGGGCUGCACACAGUCCAUUUAUACAA